Molecule: messenger RNA, 8094 nt
Organism: Corythoichthys intestinalis (scribbled pipefish)
Lineage: Eukaryota; Metazoa; Chordata; Actinopteri; Syngnathiformes; Syngnathidae
Gene: tacr2
Product: tachykinin receptor 2
Exons: 8
Coding region: 251-1417 (388 amino acids)
Biological process (GO): positive regulation of flagellated sperm motility; G protein-coupled receptor signaling pathway
Cellular component (GO): sperm midpiece; plasma membrane
Molecular function (GO): substance K receptor activity
Source: RefSeq, a predicted model, not a curated record
GUGUACGCUGUGUUUGCGCAGCUCUGUGACUCUCAGGUGGAUGCAAGAUCUGCAAGCCGCACAUUCCAGGAGCGGGUCCGAAAGAGAGAGUGAGCAAGAGAGUGAGUGGGGGCGUCUUGAUGGAUAGGUUCUGGUUAUCCAUCGCACCAAGGGACACUUAAUUCUUGGCAGUAAUUUGGAAGCAACUGGACAGACUGGAUGACAGACUGCCCUGUUCUUGGCCAUUAAUACAAAGGUGAGGGAUGCGAACAUGGACACUGAUAAUCUGAUUGAGCGAAUUGAGCUACAGCUGAAGGGCACUUCAUUUCCACUGCUCGUCACCAGAGACACGCUGGAGGAUGCAAAUGAGACCACAGGGAAUCAAUUUCAGCAGCCUGACUGGCAGGUGGCACUGUGGGCAUUGGCAUACUCACUCAUCAUCCUGGUGUCAGUCACCGGGAACGUGACGGUCAUAUGGAUCAUCCUGGCACACCGACGCAUGAGGACCGUCACCAACUACUUCAUCGUCAACCUGGCUUUCUCCGACGUUUCAAUGGCAACCUUUAACACCCUGUUUAACUUUGUCUACGCAUUGCACAACGACUGGUACUUUGGCUUGGGCUACUGUCGAUUCCAGAAUUUCUUCCCUAUCACUGCGAUGUUCUCUUCUAUUUACUCCAUGGCUGCCAUUGCGGUGGACAGAUACAUGGCCAUCAUCCACCCUUUGAAGCCUCGCCUGUCCUCCACCUCGACCAAGGUUGUAAUCGCAGUCAUUUGGACUGUGGCUGUCUUGCUCGCAUUCCCGCAGUGCUACUACAGCGUGACCAGAUUUUACUACCCCAGGACUGUUUGCAUGGUCGACUGGCCAGACGACUACGGGGGAACACAUCAACUCAGCUACCAGUUUGCAGUGAUAUUGCUGAUCUACUUGCUCCCCUUGCUGGUGAUGCUUGUGACCUACAGUUUAGUGGGGCAGACCCUAUGGGGGGGCCACAUCCCAGGAGAGGCAUCAGACCACUACCACAGCCAGAUAACUGCAAAGAGAAAGGUAGUAAAGAUGAUGGUUGUUGUGGUGGUGACCUUCGCGCUCUGCUGGUUACCUUACCAUAUCUACUUUAUACUGGGAUCAAUCAACACGGACAUUUACAAGCAACAUUACAUCCAACAGGUUUACCUGGCCAUAUUCUGGUUAGCAAUGAGUUCGACCAUGUACAACCCUAUCAUUUACUGCUGUCUAAAUCAAAGGUUCCGUGCUGGUUUCCGCCACGCCUUUUCCUGGUGUCCCUUCAUCAAAGUUUCAGAGGAAGACAAGCUAGAGCUUCAGCAGACACACACCUUCAGAGUAACCAUGACACGCAGCCUUUGCAAAAACAGUGAGCAUGCCUCCACCCAUGCAAAUAGCACAAUUAGUGCAAACAAAAAUUCUGGGCCAGGUUGAUGCCAACACGACUACGUGGACAUUCAUGGUACAAUGAAGGUGUUUGUGCUCUCAUGCUUACUCAUUUGCUGCUAUUGAUCGGGAUAGACGCUCAAUCCAUUUGAGGUACUGUUUGUUGUGAAGAGUCCAUUUCAGACAAAAUUAAGCAAAAUGAAUAAUUUCCCUCAGUCCUGCUAUACAAAGCAUGAAUUGAACAAAAGUCUAAUCAUUGUGGGUAGCUUUUGUGGAAGGCAUAUUAUCAGUCGUAUUAGCCACAGACGAGCACACAUCACAAAAGACGUGCUGUUACUCUACCAAUUUUGUGGCCAUUGAAUGCAAGAAGACAUUUUCACAUUGGCUAUUGUCAUCACUGUGGUUAAAACCAUGCUUUUAUUCCUAGUAAUGUAUCCACCACAGUCUCUAUUAGCAGACGACACUAACUCCUUGAUGUGUGAAUUUACAUCAAAUAUACAUCAAUACGCAUUGGGGAACAGAUGAGUACAUGAAAAUAAUAAUAUAGAAAUUUUAAUUGAAAAAUCGGAAAAUCCUAAAUAAAAAAUCCAAAUAGAUUUUAAAUAUAUAUGGCGGAAAACACACAGUUGACUUGAAGUUCCGCUCUAACACCCCCAAUUUGGCCAAAUUUAGAAAACUGUCCUACAGUGGGGAGAACAAGUAUUUGAUACACUGCCGAUUUUGCUGGUUUUCCCACUUGCAAAGCAUGUAGAGGUCAGUAAUUUGUAUCAUAAGUUCUUUUCAACUGUGAGGGACGGUAUUUGAUACAUCACAAAAAUCGAACUUAAUAUUUGGUACAGAAACCUUUGUUUGCUAUUACAGAUACCAAACAUUUCGGGUAGUCCUUGACAAUGUUUGCACACACUGCAGCAGGGAUUUUGGCCCACUCCUCCAUGCAGAUCUUCUCUAGAGCCUUCAGGUUUCGGGGCUGCUGCCGGGCAACACGGACUUUCAGCUCCCUCCAUAGAAUUUCUAUCGGGUUCAGAUCUGGUGACUGGCUAGGCCACUCCAGGACCUUAACAUGCUUCUUACGGAGCCACUCUUUGGUUGCCUUGGCUGUGUGCUUUGGGUCGUUGUCAUGCUGGAAGACAGCCACGACCCUUCAGGGCUCUCACUGAAGGAAGGAGGUUGUCAGCCAAGAUCUGGCGAUACAUAGCCCCAUCCAUGCUCCCCUCAAUACGGUGCAGUCGUCCUGUGCCCUUGGCAGAGAAGCAGCCCCAAAAAAUGAUGUUUCUUCCUCCAUGUUUCACGAUUGGGAUGGUGUUUUUGGGGUUGUACUCAUCCUUCUUUUUCCUCCAAACACGACGAGCAGAGAUUAGACCAAAAAGUUCCAUUUUGGUCUCACCCGACCACAUGACCUUCUCCCAUUGCUCCUCUGGAUCAUCCAGAUGAUCAGUGGCAAACUUCAGACGUGUCUGGACAUGCACUGGCUUCAGCAGCGGGACCUUGCAGGAUUUUAAUCCAUGACGGCGUAAUGUGUUUCCAAUGGUUUUCUUCGAGACUGUGGUUCCAGCUCUCUUCAGGUCAUUGACCAGCUCCUGCCGUGUAGUUCUGGGCUAAUCCCUCAACUUCCUCAUGAUCAAUGAUGCCCCACGAGGUGGGAUCUUGCAUGGAGCCCCAGAACGAGGCAGAUUGACCAUCAACUUGAACUUCUUCCAUUUUCUAAUAAUCGCUCCAACAGUUGUUACCUUCUCACCAAGCUGUGUACUUAUUUUCCUGAAGCCCAUCCCAGCCUUGAGCAGGUCUAUUAUUUUAUCCUUGAUGUCCUUACACAGCUCUUUGGUCUUGGCCAUUGUGGAGAGGUUGGAGUUUGUUUGUUUGAGCAUGUGAACAGGUGUCUUUUAUACAGGUAACAAGUUCAAACAGGUGCAGUUACUUCCGGUAAUGAGUGGAGAACAGGAGGGGUUCUUAAAAAAGAACUAAGAGCCGAAAUAUUUACUAGUUGGUAAUGUAUCAAAUACUUAUUUCAUGCAGUUAAAUACAAAUUUAUUAUUUAAAAAUUAUACAAUAUGAUUUUCUGGAUUUUUGUAUUAGAUUCCGUCCCUCACAGUUGAAGAGAAUUUAUGAUACAAAUUACAGACCUCUAAUGGCUUGCAAGUGGGAAAACCAGCAAAAUCGGCAGGCAGUGUAUCAAAUACUUGUUCUCCCCACUGUAUAUGCAUAUGUGUGACAUCAUUGGAGAGCUUAAAAUAUUUUCUGGGAAAGAACAUUUUUGAACAGGAGGGCAUUUUUUGACACCUCAAAAGUUGGCCAAAUCAGUUGAGUGAAAAAUAGAGAUUUUUGAGACCUAUGAAAUUAUAGUUUCUCAUUUACAAAAAAAAAAAGGUUUUGGACACCCAUCUUGGUACACAAUAAAUAAUGAACACCUCAAGAUGAUCCCCCUUUGUCUACUCAAGUCUUUAAUAAUCAAUAUGCAUGCACUAAGACAUGUGGGUGGAUGUACAGUAAUAAAGGAAAUUGGUGUGUGAGUAAAUGCAGAUUUAAUUUAGCCCUGUUUUAUUUCGUGAAUAAACAUGGCUAAACGGGGAGUUAGCUGUAUAGUUAAUCAUAACUUUACUGCAUACAGUUUUUGAUUUGACUUCAUUUAAUUUGUGCAAAGAAUACACAUUUCCAGUGGAAUUUUAGGGGUUAAACUAUCCCAUAAUAUUUUAAUUUUUGCAGUGGGCUUUUAAAAUAUUUUUCAAUUAUGAUUAAAGAGUGUGAAUGCGAGAUACUGAGAAUAAAAGGCUCCAUAUGCAUAAAGGGAACAUACAAAUGUGAGUACAUAACACAAUUUAUUGUAUAAGUAUUUAGCCUUCAAGUCUAGGACCUACGCUUUAUGAUUUAUCAUCCUAUAAUAAGCAAUCCCAAAUGGCAACAAAGGUCGAAAAGAUAAUGGACAGCAUGCUAGUCAGUUAGCCUGCUAUGUCCAUAAUUGUCGCGCUGGCGUUCAAUUUCAAUGUAUAUCUGUUUGUGGCCAUGUUUUUAACGAGAUAUUAUCACAUACUUGUUUCGAUCCAAAAAUUCCGUGUAGCAUGUGUCAAGACACAACUGUGAAUGGCCACAGCCGGACUUUGUGGGGAUUUUAUGGGUGGAACACUGUAAUAUAACAAGGGUCGCGAUGCAGAAUUCGCAGACAACAAGGAGUGGUCGAGAUUUUCUUUUUCAAAUACCCCUUUAAAUGUUUUUUUCCCCAAUUUUUCUUUGUUUGGAUCGAUUAUUUAUCAUCUAAAAUAUCCGGGAAAAUGCUACAGUAACAAAAAAAAAACAAACAAAAAAAAUACAAUUAAGCAAUAGUUACGGGGUAGAUAUCCGUGACGUAUUUACAGACACAAUUUUUUUAAUUGUGACAUAAAAUGUUAAAAUAUGCGAGUGAAUAAUUUUUUUGUCGUUUUUUUUUUUUUUUAACUAAAUAUUAUCCAUCGAUCCAUUAAUUAAUGAUUCACAGCUAAAAAUGAUACACAUUUUGAAUAAUACGUGUAAUUACUAACCUUUUUAUGGCUGGAUUGAAACAAAAGCGGUUGCGCAGUGUUUAUAAACAGGGGUAUACAGGGUAAAACAGACAAAUUAAAAAUUUUCCGGGGGCGUAAUGCGCCAUGAAACUACUAUGGCAGGAUAUAGACAUAAUGUUCUAUCAAACACAACAGUUCUUUUGGGCUAGAAUACAGCAGUUUAUUUUAAAGACGAUUGCAAGAGCAGAAACUGCUUUUUCAGCCUUGUCUGUGUUUUCCUUCAUAAUAUAUAUAUAUAUAUAUAUACACAGUGGGGAAAUAAGUAUUUAGUCAACCACCAAAUGUGCAAGUUCUCCUGCUUGAAAAGAUUAGAGAGGCCUGUAAUUGUCAACAUGGGUAAACCUCAACCAUAAGAGACAGAAUGUGGGGAAAAAAAAAAAAAAAAACAGAAAAUCACAUUGUUUGAUUUUAAAGAAUUUAUUUCCAAAUUAGAGUGGAAAAUAAGUAUUUGGUCACCUACAAACAAGCAAGAUUUAUGGCUGUCAAAGUCAACUUCUUCUAACAAGGUCUAACGAGGCUUGACUCGUUACCUGUAUUAAUGGCACCUGUUUUAACUUAUUAUCGGUAUAAAAGACACCUGUCCACAAACUCAGUCAGUCACACUCCAAACUCCACUAUGGCCAAGACCAAAGAGCUGUCGAAGAACACCAGAGACAAAAUUGUAGACCUGCACCAGGCUGGGAAGACUGAAUCUGCAAUAGGUAAAACACUUGGUGUAAAGAAAUCAACUGUGGGAGAAAUUAUUAGAAAAUGGAAGACAUACAAGACCACUGAUAAUCUCCCUCGAUCUGGGGCUCCAUGCAAGAUCUCACCCCGUGGCGUCAAAAUGAUAACAAGAACGGUGGGAAAAAAUCCCAGAACCACACGGGGGGACCUAGUGAAUGACCUACAGAGGGCUGGGACCACAGUAACAAAGGCUACUAUCAGUAACACAAUGCGCCGCCAGGGACUCAAAUCCUGCACUGCCAGACGUGUCCCCCUGCUGAACUUGCACAAUUGGUGGUUGACUAAAUACUUAUUUGCCCCACUGCGUGUAUAUAUAUAUAUAUAUAUAUAUAUAUAUAUAUAUAUAUAUAUAUAUAUAAAAUAUAGAAAAUAAAAUUUAAAAUUACAAAAAAAAAAUUUUUUUUUUUAUAUAUUUGACCAAAAUAAAAAGAUUUUAAAAACUAAUAGGAAAAUAUACAAAAUAUAAAUAAAAAAUUAAAAUAAAACACUGAAAAAAUGUAAUAUUCUUGGAGGGGUUUCUUUCAAUAAACAAGGAGGAAGUUAUCCUUCCUUUUAAAUUUGUAAUUUUUUAAAAAUUAAAAUACAUAUAUACAGUAUAUAAAGUAAUUGUCUAUGCAAUAUUUUCUUUCUUAAACCCUUUUCACACACAUAAAUUCCCAUGUAAGGUGACACGGGAUUUACCCGCGUCAUUGAUUUCACACAAUGAGAUAUCCCGGGAAUGACGCGGGUUGGACGCUUUCACAAACUCUUCCCGUUUUGCCGACUCGGCGCUCUCUGUGCAGGGAGGGCUGCUGGCGUGAUUUUAUAACCCGGAUAUUAUGUCAUUUUUGGGAGGCAUUGGCUGUCACAUUGUGCACAGUGCCCUAUGACUGACAGGCGACCAGUAUAGGGUGUAGUCUGCCUUUCUCAUGAAGUCAGCUGGGAUAUGCUUUCACGGCCCUAACAACGGUAUGGAUGGAUUUUUAAAAAUCUUAUGAGUUUGUAAUUUUAUAUUUUAAGACUUUAGUAUUUAGAAGUUUAUUUUUAAAUUUAUUUUUACAUUUUUGUUAACUCUUUGGCUAUCAUCGACAGCGCUAGACAAAUGUGGUAGGAUUUGCAGUGAAUGAACAAAUUUUCAUUCGCUGCCACCCUCCCUCUUCAAAUGGAUUGAACGUCUAAUAAGGAUAAACACAUUUCAAUUCACAGAAGAAGGAUGAUUGGACAACACUUGAUUAAACAACAAGCAUAAUCACAUUGAAAGACUUACUGGUGAAUGUAAAUUCAGCCAUCAAGCAGUUAAAUAUUGUGUACAUUCCAUUUAAGGCAGAAUCAAGAUCGCAAUCAUUGGUGUAAAUGUAUGCAGUUAUCAAUAUCAAGUAAAAUGUGAAAAGUAUCCUCUCAUUUCCACACAAUACUUUCCUUUCGCUCACUCAGCACUUUUCUUCUUUACGCUGUGCUUGGGAAGCAAAAGAUGUGUAUUAAUGUAAAACAAAUGCAUUUCUGUCAUGGUGUGAAGAAAUCAAUGGUUAUUACCCUGAACUGAUUAAAAGUAUUCUCAACAUUGUCAACAAUUUUUGUCAGUGGUUGAAGGCAUCAACAUCGUUCAUGUAUCUAAUAAAUGUGAGUAUUUUACAGUAAACUGAAUAUUGUGGUUUUUAUUUUGGCUCGGGAACUCUGUGAACCCAUUACAAAGACCAAAGAGUCAGUCAUUUAGACAUCAGUUUAAUUGUAUUUCGUGGAUGAUUGACAGUGUUGGACAGAGACAGUAAAGGAAUUCAAGUGUUUAUGUCAUCAAUACUGACAAGAGUAAUAAUGGAGUGAUUAUUUGGUUGACUUUUACUUUUGGGUGCUCACUGGUAUUUGGUUGGGAUUCUCCUGCCCACAUAAACCUGAUUUUAUACUUAUGUACAUUACUGUAGCAGCUUUACAUGUUCUAAAAUUAAAAGCAUGUACAUUAAACCUCAGUAUGUCUCUUCUUGAAAUCUUACAAUACUUAAUUUUUUUUUUUAUAUAUAUCUUUGAUAUUGUGAAAGCGGACUCACCAACUGCAUAAUAAUUCCAAACGACUAUGGACCAAAAAUUGACCCCUGAGGGACACCAGCGGUGGUCAACAUAAACGGGAAACAAAGAAAAAAAAAACAUACAACUUUUUAAAUACCAUGAUCCUGAGAUUCAGGAAGUGGGGAUAUUUAAAAGCCUCUUCAGCAGAAGCUUUUAAAAUCUAUUUAAAGUUUCUGAGAGCAUAAUUUGCCACUGGCACCCUUGAUAACACCUCAAACACUUCCAUUGCUCUAGCUAAUUAACUGAUGGAUUCCCUCUGUGUAGGAUGCAACAGUGCACAUAUACUUUGGAAAAUACAAGUGUUCUUUGGAGAUUUUUACAGUAGAGUACAGGAGAUUACAGAAUAGUGAUCAUGUCACCGCAGCAGAGAUUGAAUGUUCCGUGUUCAUGAAUACAGGAAUGAGAUGAUUAAAAAAGAAAAAAAAAAAA